AUGCACGACAAAGCGUUCAUCAACAUCGAGGAGGAGGAGCUGGAGCUCGAUCAGCGCCAGUUGGACCUGGACCGGAAGCGACUCCAGCUCCGGCUGCAGCGCGCGAUGCUGAACAAACUAGUUGAAGCCGCUCCAGAACACGAUCAGGCUCAGCUGAAAGAAGAGUCGGUUCAGGACAUCACAGAAAUCGAGCCGGUGAAGGCAUGCAACAAGCAACUUUCAAGCCCAGGACGAGAUGAGGCGGGAGGACCCUCGACCACCGACGACCAUGGUGUCACGCAAGAAGUCUCCCUUCCGCAGUAUCUGAUCCUUGAGGCUGCCAGUCGCUCGUCAAGAGAGCACCACGGCGGAGGAACGGCCAGUCAUGAUCGUGUAACCACAUCAGGCUCCCCACCAGACAUGACGCAUCCAAGUGCCCUGUUGACAAAGGCCAGUCGUUUGCUGAUAUAUUCACCGGGCUCUCAAACUACCUCGUCCAAACCACCUCUUAAUGACUGGCGACAAGAUGAUGGUCUCGGCCACCUUCCCACAAGCUCUCCUCAUAAGAGAGCACGCAGUCCUGGAAGUGAGUCUGUGCUGGAAAAGACUUCGACUCCGGGAGUUAAGCGCGUGGAGAAAUCGACAAGCAACAAGGAGGUUCAGAGCCAGAGGAACACAAAAUCAUCCAAAGUCCAGGGCCUACCUGCGCGUCACAUCUCGGCCAUCCUCCGCAAAUACGGGGAGCGGCUGGUCCAACGCCACAUGCUAUCCUUCCGCAAGCACGAGCGGCGGGAGGCAGACCAGGUGAUCAAUGCCGGUUCAAUGAUCAUCGACGGACUCCUUGAGAAGAAGUUCAACAGCCUCGACGAACUGCACGACGAAUAUGAUCGCCAAAUCCGGCUAUGCUGCACAAGGCGCUUGCAGGAAUCCCUCACGAAUGAGCUGGAAAAGUUCCGCCGCGCAGGCCCAGUUUGGUGGAGACAGUGCAUGAACACGCGGACGCAGCAAAAGAGACUCGCGGAUCUUGCGACGGUAUUUAAACAUGUCGUCGAGGGCAUUUUCGACUAG
Messenger RNA from Fonsecaea erecta, 1047 nucleotides. RefSeq lists its product as hypothetical. The record is from RefSeq and is a predicted model, not a curated record. NCBI's taxonomy places the organism in Eukaryota, Fungi, Ascomycota, Eurotiomycetes, Chaetothyriales, Herpotrichiellaceae. Bases 1 to 1047 code for a protein of 348 amino acids. The transcript has a single exon.